This is a messenger RNA of Ascochyta rabiei, 1617 nucleotides long. RefSeq names its product 26S protease regulatory subunit 8. The transcript has 2 exons. Gene Ontology annotation, biological process: proteasome-mediated ubiquitin-dependent protein catabolic process. The record is from RefSeq and is a predicted model, not a curated record. The coding region runs from base 1 to 1617 and encodes 538 amino acids. Gene Ontology annotation, cellular component: proteasome regulatory particle, base subcomplex. Lineage: Eukaryota; Fungi; Ascomycota; Dothideomycetes; Pleosporales; Didymellaceae. Gene Ontology annotation, molecular function: ATP binding; proteasome-activating activity; ATP hydrolysis activity.
AUGAGGUGCAUGCCUGGUGCCAUCCAUUCCAUCCAUGCCAUCCAUGUCAUCCAUGUCUUCCAUGUCAUCCAUGUCAUUCAUGCCAUCCAUGCCAUCAUCAUUGCGGCGGGCGGUGGAGAGGACGACAAGACGAGGCCCACGGGCGCUACGCCAGGCAUCGCUAGUGCGUCCUUCGGCCAAACGUACUUGCGUGUCCGGCGUAUCGCUGCGAGCAUCGCCAUCGCCAUCGCCAUCGCCAUCACCAAGCGGCAGCAAACACGCGCAACAACAUCUGCCCCGGAGCCCGUCCGCACCCCUGCAUCCGCCGCCGCUGCCGUCCCUCCAGCUCCAGCUCCAGCUCCAGCUCCAGCUCCAGCUCCAGCUCGCCCCUGCGACCCAACCCAGCCUCACCUCACUACUGCCACCCUCCCCGCGCAACCACCUCCGCCGCUGGCGCCCGCCACCACCAUGGCGCUCGAUACCUUCUUCCACAACAAGAUCGAGGCAAUGAAGCUCGAGAUCAUCCAGGGCCAGGCCAAGCUGCGUCGUCUCGAAGCCCAGCGCAACGACUACAACUCUCGCGUGCGGUUACUACGGGAGGAGCUCGGUCUGCUCCAGCAGCCUGGCUCCUACGUCGGUGAGGUCGUCAAGGUCAUGGGCACAAAAAAGGUCCUUGUCAAGGUGCACCCAGAAGGCAAAUACGUUGUCGACAUUGCCGAUAACGUCGACGUCAGCAAACUCACAGCCGGCAAGCGCGUCACCCUCCUCAGCGACUCAUACAAGCUCGAAAAGCUCCUGCCAUCCUCCGUCGACCCCCUCGUUUCGCUCAUGAUGGUCGAAAAGGUGCCAGACAGCACGUACGACAUGAUUGGUGGCCUGGACCAGCAGAUCAAGGAGAUCAAGGAAGUCAUCGAGCUGGGCCUGCAACAUCCAGAGCUUUUCGAGUCGCUCGGUAUCGCGCAACCAAAGGGCGUCCUGUUGUACGGCCCGCCAGGAACAGGAAAGACGCUACUUGCCCGUGCUGUAGCCCAUCACGCCGACUGCAAGUUCAUCCGUGUGUCAGGAAGUGAGUUGGUGCAAAAGUACAUUGGUGAGGGAAGCCGAAUGGUUCGAGAACUCUUCAUCAUGGCCCGAGAACACGCACCCAGCAUCAUCUUCAUGGACGAGAUCGACAGCAUUGGGUCAAGCCGUGUGGAAGGAAGCUCAGGCGGUGACUCGGAGGUACAGCGUACCAUGUUGGAGCUGCUCAACCAGCUCGACGGUUUCGAGCCAACAAAGAACAUCAAAAUCAUCAUGGCGACCAACCGUCUGGAUAUCCUAGACCCCGCCCUGCUGCGACCCGGACGUAUCGACCGAAAGAUCGAGUUCCCACCGCCAACCGUAGAAGCGCGUGCUGAUAUCCUGCGCAUUCACUCCAGGAGCAUGAACUUGACCCGCGGCAUCAAUCUAACCAAGAUUGCGGAGAAGAUGAAUGGAUGCUCAGGCGCUGAGCUGAAGGGUGUGUGCACCGAGGCUGGUAUGUAUGCCCUCAGAGAGAGGAGAGUGCACGUCACGCAGGAAGAUUUCGACCUGGCGACAGCCAAGGUGUUGAACAAGCACGACGACAAGGCUACCAGUCUGAGCAAGCUGUGGAAGUAG